Molecule: messenger RNA, 1447 nt
Organism: Melopsittacus undulatus (budgerigar)
Lineage: Eukaryota; Metazoa; Chordata; Aves; Psittaciformes; Psittaculidae
Gene: IMP3
Product: IMP U3 small nucleolar ribonucleoprotein 3
Exons: 1
Coding region: 98-655 (185 amino acids)
Biological process (GO): ribosomal small subunit biogenesis; rRNA processing
Cellular component (GO): small-subunit processome; small ribosomal subunit; Mpp10 complex
Molecular function (GO): snoRNA binding; rRNA binding; structural constituent of ribosome
Source: RefSeq, a predicted model, not a curated record
GGCCCUCCGGGGCGGACGGGGAGGGGCCGCGGCGGGCGGAGCGCGGCCGCUCCUCCCCGGAAAGGGCGGUGUUUGCCGGCAGCCCGUUCCCGUCAAGAUGGUGCGGAAGCUGAAGUACCACGAGCAGAAGCUGCUGCGGCGGCUGGAGCUGGUGAGCUGGGAGGCGGCGGCCGGGAGCUUGGCUGAGGUGAAGGCGCUGCGGCGAUACCGGGUGGGCCGGCGGGAGGACUACGUGCACUACAAGGCGCUGGCCCGCGAAGUCCGCACCUUGGUCCGCCGGCUCCGGGACCUGGGCCCGGCCAGCGCCGCCUUCCGCUCCCGCUGCGCCGCCGCGCUGCUGGAGAAGCUGUACGGGCUGGGGCUGGUGAGCGGGCGGCAGUCCCUGGCCGUCUGCGAGAGCCUGUCUGCGGCCGCGUUCUGCCGGCGGCGCCUGCCCUGCCUGCUGCUGAAGCUGCGGAUGGCGCAGAACCUGCGCCAUGCCGUCACCUUCGUGGAGCAGGGCCACGUCCGCGUGGGGCCCGAGGUGGUGACCGACCCCGCCAUCCUCAUCCCCCGCGCCGUGGAGGACUUCAUCACCUGGGUGGACGCCUCUCGCCUCCGGCAGAAGGUGCUCGACUACAACCAGGAGCGCGACGACUACGACCUGGCCGCCUAGGGAUGCACUGCCUGCCCUGCCCGCUGCUUAGGACACGAUGGGCAAUAAGGACACACGGUGGUACCACUAUCAGAUGUAGAGCCCCCCUCAACAUACCUGAAAGGGGAGAAAAGAGGAAACCUACCACUGGUACCAUGUUGCUCUGCUCCCAGCUUCCCUUUGCACCUAGCAACUCCAUUCAUCAACACAGAGAAAGUUCCACAUCUGUCGCUUGGAGAAAACACCUGAUAGCCCAGCUCCAUAGAAUCACAGAAUCAAUUAGGUUGGAAAAGAACUUUAAAAUCAUCAGGUCCAACCAUUGUCCCAGGACUGCCAAGAGCACCACUAAACCAUAUCAUGGAGGGCCUCAUCUACACAGGUUUUGAACACUUACAGACCCAGUGAAUCCACCACUGCCCUGAGCAGCCUCUUCUAAUACCUCCCUAUGAAGAAAUUUUUCAUACAUUCCCAUAAAGUGAAACUGCUCAGAGGGAGCUUUACCUGAUGCAGGAGAGGAUGUGAUUGGGUUUAAAUGCUUGGCUGCUACUAAUAGCAGCUGGAAGAAAGUUUAAGUGCAGAUGAAGAUUGAGUUUAAGACUGAGCUUGACAGCUUUGCUGCUGCUCUUUGAAGAGGUGGCCCUGCUGGUUCUUCCUGCAGCUGGCUCAGUGACUGGGGGAGCUGCUCGUGGGUUUCCUCUUGAUACCAGGGAAUGUGUAUAUGGGGGAAAGGCAGAGAUUGUGUGGGGUCAGCUGUAAACAGGGAAGCUGAGUACUGCGUUUCUGGAACUGUAACAGUUUUAGCCAAAAAUUGAA